Molecule: messenger RNA, 225 nt
Organism: Geosmithia morbida
Lineage: Eukaryota; Fungi; Ascomycota; Sordariomycetes; Hypocreales; Bionectriaceae
Exons: 1
Coding region: 1-225 (74 amino acids)
Source: RefSeq, a predicted model, not a curated record
AUGCGCGUGUCGGCCCCGGUCUGGAGAACCAAGCUCCCCGUCGGCCGCGACCACCUCCUAGGUGGCGUCAACACGUGGGAUGCCAGCGAGUACGACGAUGACUCGCCCGAGAGGCUAGGCGCCGUUGCAGAAUAUAGCGUAGCCUAUCUCUGGAGCCAGCCGGGUGGUGAUGGCGAUGCGACCUGGACUGGAGCAGCUCGGAUCUGUCGAGUCCGAGUAGUCUGA